AUGUCUUCCUCCACGACCAAGCUGGGAGCGCCGGCCUCGAGCGCCAUCGACUACAGCGCCUCGGCUCGGUCCCUCUCGGAGCCCAAGUCGACGCUGCGCACCCUCUACCCCGACGUGGAGCCGUACGAAUCGGGCCACUGCCAGGUCGACUCGCGCCACUCGCUCUACUACGAGUGGAGCGGCAACCCAAACGGCCAGCCCGCCGUCUUCCUCCACGGCGGGCCCGGCGGCGGCAUCUCAAAGGACGACCGGCGCUGGUUUGACCCGGCCCACUACCGCAUCCUCACCUUUGACCAGCGCGGCGCCGGCCGCUCCACGCCCCACGCCGACCUGGUCGACAACACCACCUGGCACCUCGUCGCCGACAUUGAGCGGCUGCGCACCAAGUUUGGCGUCGACAAGUGGCUCGUCUUUGGCGGCAGCUGGGGAUCGACGCUCGCCCUCGCCUACGCCCAGAAGCACCCGCAGCCCGUCUCGGCCCUCGUCCUCCGCGGCAUCUUUACGCUGCGCCGCUCCGAACUCCUCUUCUUCUACCAGGAGGGCGCCUCGCACGUCUUUCCCGAGCAGUGGGAGCCCUACCGCGACGGCGUCCCCGAGGGCGAGCGCGACGACUUUAUCGCGGCCUACCACAAGCGCCUCACGUCCGAGUCGGCCGACGUGCGCCUCGACGCGGCGCGCCGGUGGUCGACGUGGGAAAACGCCACGUGCAAGCUCUACGUCGACGCCGAGUCGCUCCGGCGCGGCGAAGAGGACAAGUGGGCCCUGGCGUUUGCGCGCAUCGAGAACCACUUUUUCCAACACCACGGCUGGAUGGACGACGGCCAGCUCCUCGAGAGGGAAAACGUCGACCGCAUCCGACACAUCCCCGCCGUCAUUGUUCAGGGCAGGUACGACAUGGUCUGCCCCGCCACCACCGCCUGGUCCCUCCACCGCGCCUGGCCCGAGGCCGAGUUCCACAUGAUCCCCGACGCCGGGCACUCGGCAAAGGAACCUGGCAUCACCGAUAAGCUCAUCCAGGCCACGGACAAGUUCCGUCAGGUGGCGUGA
Molecule: messenger RNA, 1047 nt
Organism: Pseudozyma flocculosa PF-1
Lineage: Eukaryota; Fungi; Basidiomycota; Ustilaginomycetes; Ustilaginales; Ustilaginaceae
Exons: 2
Coding region: 1-1047 (348 amino acids)
Biological process (GO): proteolysis
Cellular component (GO): cytoplasm
Molecular function (GO): aminopeptidase activity
Source: RefSeq, a predicted model, not a curated record